Messenger RNA from Rhagoletis zephyria (snowberry fruit fly), 1915 nucleotides. RefSeq lists its product as uncharacterized. Lineage: Eukaryota; Metazoa; Arthropoda; Insecta; Diptera; Tephritidae. The record is from RefSeq and is a predicted model, not a curated record.
UUCAAGAAAAGACGCGACGGAUGUAACAAAUAUGGUUAAAAAUAUGAUAAUGAAUCCAAUUUUGGAUAUUUUAAAAGGAUUCGUUGAAGCAAAAAUUGGACACCAUUUUGACUUGAGAUCUGAAUUUUUGGGCAUCACAAAUUCAUGCUCAAGGAUCACUGAGUCAAUAAAAUCAGAAUAUAUUCUUGCAAAAACACUGGCAACUAAAGGAUACACCACCAUCUUAAAUGAAAUUGUGAUCAAUAGGGAGCCAGACUUUGUUUUAAAGAAAGGUGUGCUUACGUCUGGUGAAAAGCUAUCGAAAAUGGCAAUAAUGCCACCAGCGACGUUGGUUAAAUCAUCCAGAGGAGUAUUUUUUAUACAGUUAAAGGAGAACUGUUUUCCAACGAACAGAUAACUACAUUUUUUAUAAAGAACCAAAUUCCUCGAUAAUGUCUUUAGUUAUUAAUGAUUUGUUUCCCGCAAUCCUAAGCCUUUUUCCAAAUGAAAAGCUGAACUUCUACAGAACCGAAAAGAGAGGAAAACUGUAUACCAAAUAUUGCUACUUAAAAAAAAGCUUCAAAAACCGUUUGUUUAUAAUUCCUGUACCUGAAGAAAAUACCAAAGCUGAUAAAAUUACUCGCGAUGAUCAUGCAGAAGAAAUCAUACAGCAUCUUAAAUACGACAAUUUGACAGCAGAAGAAUUCGAAAGCUGCUGGCAGGCCAGUGCAAAUUAUAGAAUUCAUCAAAUAAAGGAAAAAUUUAAUAGCAUUCAACAAGUUUUCGUAGACUGGCCAGAGUAUAAAAAGCCGAACGGAUAUCGAUUGAUUGAUCUAGACUUUGGUACGAUUUUUCCCAAUCAUGAUAAUUUUCUUGUUGACUGGAAGCAAAAAGUUUUGAAGCUCUUUUUACAUCUUAAGAGAAGUGAGUGCUUAAAGGACGGUGCCACAAAAAUCAUUAUCAGCUCUAUGUCCGAAGGGGAUUUAGAAAAAGAUGAAACGUCCUUUGCUUUUAAGACUUUUUGGUGCCUACAUGGAUAUCUUUACCCUACAGGACACGUUAUGAAAAAGGAUAAUACUGGGAAAAGAUGUACAAUCAGAUUCACCAUAAAGGACUCUCAGGAAUCGUAUGCUUUUGUCGGACAAAGUCUUCAAAACCUAGAUGAUUACAUUGAUUUUUUAAGCCAACGUAAAGAAAACAUACAGCCUUUUAUCCUGUCGAUUGAUAGCAGAAAUGGAGCAACUUAUACAGUCACUAGAGAACGAUAAGGAAAAGGAAAUAGCAAGAAAUAAAGUGAGCAAUAGAAUAUUACUUUUCAAACGCAACAUGAAACACAACGAAGCGGAAAAAUUAAUAUUAUCAGCAUUUCAUAAAGCAAAGGCGUUUAUCCAGAAACACAAAAACAACAUUAUUAUAACUGAUGCCGACAAAGGCAACAAAACUGUAGUCAUAUACAAAACAGAGUACCUAGAGAAGAUGAAGAAACUAAUAGAAGACAGAAAUACAUAUAAAUCAAUACGAACUGAUCCUACAAACACUCUUCAAAGAAAAAACAACAAAAUAGUGGACGAACUUUACAAAGGCAAGCACAUAAACUUCAGGGAAAAACAAAAACUCACCUGCACUGCAGCCACCAGAAUUUAUGGCUUGCCUAAAAUACACAAGCCUGGAGUUCCACUUCGUCCUAUUGUCUCUUCUAUUAUGGUCCCCUGUUACAAACUGCCCAAAUAUAUCGGCGAGAUUAUACAAAGUCUAAUUUCGGGAAAAUAUAACGCCAAGAAUGCUUUUGAUCUUAAAGAUAAGUUAACCAACGUCCAUGUGUGUGAUGAAGAUGUUUUAGUUUCGUUUGAUGUCAUUUCCCUAUUCACAAAUAUACCAACGACAUUAGCUUCGAGAAUAAUUAUGAAUAAGUGGGACCUAAUUCAACAGAAAACUU